GUCUUCACAAACAAUCCGCAUCAUCAUUGUUUAUAUAAAAAACGGUUUUUUGUUGUUGUUUUUGAAAUUUUCAAAGAAUUUUUUUUUCAUUCAUUGUCGGUUUGUUGGUCGUAUUCCCGGUGAAUCACUUUUUUCUCCAUAGUUUUGUGGUAAACAAAAAAAAUCAAAUCAAAAAAAAAACAUGGCCGAUCUUGAAGCAGUAUUAGCCGAUGUUAGCUAUCUAAUGGCUAUGGAAAAAUCUAAAUCAACACCUGCAGCAAGAGCUUCAAAAAAAAUUAUCUUACCCGAUCCAAGUGUACGAAGUGUAAUGCAUAAAUAUUUGGAAAAAAUUGGUGAAGUUACAUUUGAUAAAAUAUUUCAACAAAGACUCGGAUUUUUAACAUUUCGAGAUUUUUGUGAAAACAUUUGUGAUGAAUCGGUGCCACAAUUGAAAUUUUAUGAAGAGAUAAAACGUUAUGAAAAAUUGGAAACAAUCGAAGAAAGACGACAAGCAGCAAGAGAAAUUUAUGAUAAUUUUAUUAUGAAAGAAUUGUUGUCCCAUACACAUAAUUAUUCCAAAGAAUCGGUAAAUCAUGUACAAAAAUAUUUAAUGCGUAAUGAAGUACCUGUACAAUUAUUUCAACCAUAUAUUGAUGAAAUUUAUAAUCAUUUACGUGGUGAUAUAUUUCGUAAAUAUAUUGAAAGUGAAAAAUAUACAAGAUUUUGUCAAUGGAAAAAUUUAGAAUUAAAUAUACAAUUAACAAUGAAUGAUUUUAGUGUACAUCGUAUUAUUGGUCGUGGUGGUUUUGGUGAAGUAUAUGGUUGUCGUAAAGCUGAUACUGGUAAAAUGUAUGCAAUGAAAUGUUUAGAUAAAAAACGUAUCAAAAUGAAACAAGGUGAAACAUUAGCAUUAAAUGAAAGAGUUAUGUUAUCACUAGUCAGUACGGGGGAAGAUUGUCCAUUUAUUGUAUGCAUGACAUAUGCAUUUCAAACACCAGAUAAAUUAUGUUUUAUAUUGGAUCUAAUGAAUGGUGGUGAUCUACAUUAUCAUUUAUCACAACAUGGUGUUUUUAAUGAACAAGAAAUGCGUUUCUAUGCAUCCGAAGUGAUAUUAGGUCUUGAACAUAUGCAUCGUCGUUUUGUUGUUUAUCGUGAUUUAAAGCCAGCUAAUAUAUUGUUGGAUGAACAUGGUCAUGUUCGUAUAUCUGAUCUCGGUUUAGCUUGUGAUUUUUCCAAAAAAAAGCCUCAUGCAUCCGUUGGUACACACGGUUACAUGGCACCCGAAGUAUUAUCCAAAGGUACUGCCUAUGAUUCAAGUGCUGAUUGGUUUUCACUUGGCUGUAUGCUUUAUAAACUUUUAAAAGGCCAUAGUCCAUUUAGGCAACAUAAAACUAAAGAUAAACAUGAAAUUGAUCGUAUGACACUAACAAUGAAUGUUGAAUUACCAAAUUCAUUUUCAAAUGAAUUACGUAAUCUAUUGGAAGGUUUAUUACAUCGUGAUGUUGAUAAACGUCUUGGUUGUCGUGGAAAUGGAGCUGAUGAAGUAAAAGAACAUCCAUUCUUUAAAGGAAUUGAUUGGCAAUUAGUUUAUUUACAAAAAUAUCCACCAACAUUAAUACCACCACGUGGUGAAGUUAAUGCAGCUGAUGCAUUCGAUAUUGGUUCAUUUGAUGAAGAAGAUACAAAAGGAAUAAAAUUAACUGAUUCUGAUCAAGAAUUAUAUAAACAUUUUCCAGUUGUUAUUAGUGAUCGUUGGCAACAAGAAAUUGCUGAAACAGUAUUCGAUGCAAUAAAUGCUGAAACGGAUAAAAUUGAAAUGAAAAAACGUGCAAAAUUGAAAAAUAAAUUCGAUGAUAAUGAAAAAGAAUCUGAUUGUAUAUUACAUGGUUAUAUUAAAAAAUUAGGUGGACCAUUUUCUACAGCGUGGCAAACAAGAUAUGCAAAAUUAUAUCCAAAUCGUUUGGAAUUACAUUCGGAUAAUAAUAGUAGCCGUCCGGAGCUAAUAUUUAUGGAUCAAAUUGAAGCAAUUUGUUCUGAUUAUGUUCAAGUGAAAGGUGAACAAUCUAUUGUAUUAAAAAUGAAACAAACUGAAAAGGAAAAAGAAUCACGAAUUGUUCUAACAAAUCCGGAUGAUAUUGGCCUAAGAGAAUGGUUACAAUCAUUAAAAUCAACAUAUAAAGAUUCAUUAGAAAUGUUAAAAAAUAUAGCUAAAAAAGCAACAAAAAUAUAUGGUACAACGGAAAAUAGUAUUAGUUGUAAUCAACGAUUACAACAACAACCACAUAGUGGAUCAAUGAUAACAUUAUCAACACAACAACAAUCAACAACAACAAUGACAUUGAAUAAUAAUAAUAAUAAUAACAAUCAACAGCAAAUAACGGAUAAUUCAAUUAUGAUUAAUGAAUCAAUUUCUGGUUCAAAUCAUGUUCAUCAUCAACAUUUACAACAAAAUUAUCAUCAUCAUCAUCAUCACCAUCAUGGAAGUAUUGGUUCAGCAAUUAUUACAUCAAAUAAUCAUCAAUUAAUGACAAAUAAUAUGGCAACAACAACAAGUAGCCAGAUUAAUAAUCAUUUGACAACAUCUACAACAACAUCGACCGCAUGUUCUAUUUCUGAUUCGAAUAAUACACAAUCAACGACAACCACAACAACAACAAAUUCGAUAACAACAAUAAUUGGUUCAAAUCAUAAUGUCAAUCAACAACAACAACAACAAGAUUUAAAUCAAAAAUUACCAUUAUCAUCAAAUAAUGAACAAAUAUCAUCAUCAACAUCGACAACAUCACAACCUAUAUCUUCUCCUUUGAUUCCGAUAACGCAACCUCAACCUCAACCACCAUCAUUAUCAUCAUUAUCAUUACAACCUACACAACCAAAAUCUUCAUCACCACCUUCUUCCUCGUCCAAUCAAAUCGAUUAGAGAAUCUUAAUUUAUUUCAACGAAAAAAAAAAUUU
This is a messenger RNA of Dermatophagoides pteronyssinus (European house dust mite), 2934 nucleotides long. RefSeq names its product G protein-coupled receptor kinase 1 (gene Gprk1). Lineage: Eukaryota; Metazoa; Arthropoda; Arachnida; Sarcoptiformes; Pyroglyphidae. The record is from RefSeq and is a predicted model, not a curated record. Gene Ontology annotation, biological process: protein phosphorylation; G protein-coupled receptor signaling pathway; regulation of signal transduction. Gene Ontology annotation, molecular function: G protein-coupled receptor binding; ATP binding; G protein-coupled receptor kinase activity.